Cavenderia fasciculata is the source of this 873-nucleotide messenger RNA. RefSeq lists its product as uncharacterized. Lineage: Eukaryota; Evosea; Eumycetozoa; Acytosteliales; Cavenderiaceae. The coding region runs from base 1 to 873 and encodes 290 amino acids. The record is from RefSeq and is a predicted model, not a curated record. The transcript has 3 exons.
AUGAAAUCAUCAACGUCAACACCAUUGUUGGCAAGAUACACAAAACAUUCGAGAAAUAUUAUUAUUAUCUAUCUAUUAUCGUUUAUGACCUUGUUGGCAGUUGCGUCAAUACUUAUUAUUCUAUUCUUAAACCUACUUCCAAGUAUUAAACUAGGUAAAGAGUUUAUACCAAUCGAUUGUUAUGUAAAUAAACAUCUUAUCAACAUGACAAUACAAAGCUAUGACUAUGAUUGUGCUGAUUUAGAUUCACAGAUUUGGUGGUACCAUAUCUUGGGUCAGAAUGCAUUCUAUCAUCAUGUAGUCUCACAUGGUGAUAGUGAUUAUUAUGAUCAUCGUCCCAAACCAACUAUAUUUUCAACUAUACAUCAAGAUUCUCAACAACAUCAAAACUUUAAUUUCUUUAACAAUGCCAUCAAUAAUAAUGGAACAAAUAAUAAUACCAAUACUACUAGUAGCGAUAGUGGUAGUAGUAAUAGUAGUAGUAGUAGUAGUUCAAGCGAUAGUAGUAGUGAUCAAACAAUAUGUUACCAAGGACUAUAUGAAGUUAGUUAUGUAAUAGAUAAUCAAACCUAUUCUUCAAAUAUUUCUGGAACUUGGAAUACCAAUUUUAAAUGGGUUUUAGGUUAUUUAUCUGCAUUUAAAUCAAAUGAAACAUCAAGUUGUGUUUAUCAAAAAGAUCAUUAUCAACGUGUUAAUUGGUUUGGAGCAGAUAAAUUCUCAGUCACCUCUGUCAUUCUAAUGACGCUGUGUGUAUUGUUUAUUAUUGCAUUGGUCAUUAUUAAUAGUAUAUUUAUCAAAAAUAGAAAUGUCAAGAAACAUCAUUUAUUACCUUCCUAUCCAGUUUAUAUUUCAUCAUCUUUUACAGAUUCGUAA